AACACUUUCCGGGCCUAAAUUCAAGUGUGAGAGGAUUCUUUCUUCUUCAUUCUUCAGGACCCCAUCAAUGCUUUCAGACUUGUUCAACAGGAUCUCUUUAACACUGCUCUCGUGUUCGUGCAAGCUCUUAAUCUAGUUUGAAAUAAUUUCUUGAUGUACAACAGAAAAAUCAAGCUGUGAAAACUAUGAGGGCGAGGCUAAGAAAAUAUUGACUCUGCAAAUUCUUAAAAUUAGACCUUGAUGGCUCCAUACUGGGAAGUACCUUGACUAGUUGCUUUGCUUAACUAGUCAAGCUACCCAGGAGGAGAAUUGGAGCGAGGGAAGCCCUCGUUGUCACGAGUGCCAAAUCAAGAUUGAGUUCUUGGUCCGGAGGACUACAAGUACUCCGGAUUGAGGUGUUUUUAAGAGCUUAAAACAAGAGUUUGAAAACCCUAAAAGGGCUUCACUCAAGCGAAUGUUAAGUGAAAUUACGACAUCAGUUACAAAGUGUAGUAGUAAAACAUAUACACAAUCUAUUGAUUUUUUGCAAUUGGAAUGACGUUGAAUUUUUACAGUGACUGGAAUUAUGAUGUGGAUUCCACAUAGAUUUUAUGUUAAUUUCCAUGUAGAUUUUGUUAUUUUCUUUUGUAUUUUUGAUAGUUUCUGUUAAAUCACUCACAAUCACCUUUCUCAAGCAUUUCAUUAAACAUUUUCUGGGCAUCAAUUAUUUUUUGGGGGAUAACGAAAUUAUUUGAAGAUGAUAAUAUAUGAAUGGAUAAUAUUCUCCUAUCCCUUUCUCUUUCUUAGACCGACACAUGUUCAGGCUUUUCUUUAAAGUAAUGUAUGCUAGCUGUAAAAAGGAACGAUAAAGUUUCCAAUAAUUGAGUUCUGUACCAAAAAAGGUUUCCAAUAAUUGAGUUGGAUUAUUAGGAAUAUAUCACUAAAUGAUGAACCCCACAUCGUCUACUCCAGAAGUUUGUGGAAAAGGGAAAAUAAUUAAUUCUACAAUGUCCCUUUCUACAAUCAUCAAUAUAUGGCUAAAAGUUGAGAAUUCAGAACCACGGUCUCAUCUUCUUCAUUAAUACUGCUCUCAUAUUUUGCUCUUCUCUCUGCAACUCCAAAGAAUUAAUACAACCAUGGCGGCUUAUGCAGCUCUGGUUUCUGUUAUGCAUAUCAUAGAUAACCUUCAACUUCAUCCUCGCCCUCCUAUUUCUCUCCACACUAAACAAGUUGAGUCUCUCACUCAAAAGGUUACUUUCCUUCAAGAAUUUCUCGAAGGCUACAACCCUCAUCUUGGCUACAGCACAGAAGCGGACUCUUUGGAGAGUCGCAUUGCAGAUGCAGCUUAUGCAGCCGAAGACGUCAUUGAAUCUCAUAUUGUGGAUCAGAUCACAAAUGGUGCGGAGAAGAUAAGCUCCGAUGGCUUGUAUGAAGCUCUAGAGAAGGUGAUACAAGACAUGGCUUUGAUCGAAAAAGAGGCCAUGGGAGUUGAACAUCAGCUGCACAGAAACUCAACGCCUUCCGAUUCCCAGAGAUCUUCUUCCAAUGCGCUGAACAGCAGCAUGGUGGGAGUCGAGGAUGUCAAGCUUCAAAUGAUGGAUAUGCUCACUUCCAAUAGUCAGGAUCUCCUAAUCAUCCCCAUUGUAGGAAUGGGCGGGACAGGUAAGACUACUCUUGCUAGAAAUAUUUAUCAAGAGCGUCUUACUACCGAGCAUUUUGAUAUUUGUGCUUGGGCUACAAUCUCUCAAGAAUAUAGCGUUCGAGAAAUUUAUGCAGAAGUUCUUGGCGUUGAUCACAAUUUGAGUGAGCUUGAAUUAGGAGAAAAAUUGCAUAAACAUUUGUAUGGUAGAAGAUAUCUUAUUGUAAUGGAUGAUAUGUGGAGCAUUGAUGCAUGGGAUAGAGUGAGGAAUCAUUUCCCGGAUAUCAAAAAUGGUAGUAGAAUAGUCGUAACAACUAGGCUAUCAAAUUUGGCUUAUAAUUUACCCGGCUCCGAUAACCUUGAGAUGGGACUUUUGAGUGAGGCUAAUAGUUGGGACCUUCUCUCCAAAACUGUGUUUGGGGAAGAAGGUUGUCCUCUUGAAUUGGAGGAAAUCGGGAAAAAGAUUGGGAAAAGUUGCAAAGGACUUCCACUAUCAAUCACUGUAGUUGGAGGACUUUUGGCCAAGUCCGAACAUACGAGGGAAUUUUGGGAAUAUAUAGAGGAAAACUUAAAUGCAAUUGUGAAUUUAGAGGAUAACGAGCGUUGCUUGAAAAUCUUACACUUAAGCUAUAAGCAAUUGCCCGUUUAUUUGAAGCCAUGUUUUCUUUAUAUGGGAAUCUUUCCCGAAGAUGUGGUGAUUGCUGCUGCAAGGGUGGUUAGGUUAUGGGUCGAUGAAGGAUUUUUAAAACCAGUAAGUGGGAAAAGCUCGGAAGAGAUAGGAAAAGGGUAUUUAAAAGACCUUGUGCAAAGAAAUCUCAUAUUAGUUCAUGAGAUAGGGAGUAUUGGAAGCAUUAAAAAAUGCAAAAUGCAUGACUUGUUGAGAGACUUCUGCUUGAGAGAAGCUCAGAAAGAAAGGUUUUACACUGUGGUCGGAAGAUCACCUAUUCCAAACACCCGACGCAGCAUUGUUAUUCCCAGCACAUCAAUGGAGGAAGCCUCACAUGCCCUGCAUUCAAUGCCACAAGCUCGUUCUCUGAUAUGGGGUCUCAAAGAAAAACCACCUUCGCUGAGUUUGAGAUUGCUAAGGAUUUUUGAAUCUACCAACUCUUGCCCUUAUCAAGAAACUAUGCUUCAGUUGGUUAAUUUGCGGCGUGUUGCUGGCAUCUCUAUCAGAGAGGAGAGCUUAGUUUCUUCAAUCCAUCGAUUUUGGAAUCUAGAAACUCUGAUCAUUGAAGGAGACGGCUCAAAGUAUGCUUUGCCAGCUGAGGUUUGGUGCAUGCCUCAAAUUAGACAUAUCCACUUCAAAAAUGUCCAUCUCCUGGAUCCUGAUACUAGCCGUGUUGAUGAUGCUGAUAUCAUCUUACGAAACUUGCUCAGCUUAAAGAAUAUAACGAAUUUCAGGUGCAGCGAUGAUGUGGUUAAGAGAAUUCCCAAUAUCAAGAAACUGGGAAUAAAUUAUACUGAAGUCGAUGAGAGGUUGCAUACCGACAAUCUAGUUUGUUUGGAGAAACUCGAGUCCUUGAAGUGCAGAUUUCCUACCUUGAAGCGUGAUUCUCUGGAGAGCAUCAACUUCCCUCAUUCGCUCAAGAAGUUGAAACUACGAUUGUGGUACUCCCCGUUUUGGCAAGACAUCUUGGAAAAGAUAGGUAGUUUGCCCCAUCUUGAGAAACUGAAGCUGGAUUCAGGCAGAUUUGAAGGACGUAAGUGGGAAACAGUUGAAGGGCAGUUCCGCAGUCUAAAAUUCUUGGAAAUUUCCCGCUCUAAUCUUGUAGAAUGGACCAUGGAAAGCUCCCACUUUCCACGCCUUGAGCAGCUUGUUCUUAGAAGAUUACAGAAUUUGUACGAGAUCCCUUUAGAUAUUGCAGAAAUACCCACACUUGGAUUGAUUUACUUUGUAUUUGGCCACACUCAUGCUCUCUAUUCUCUCAAAAGGAUAGUAGAAUUACAAGAUGAAUUAUAUGGGAAAGUAGACCUUCAAGUCCUACUCAGACUUAAAGGUUACGCCUUUGAAACCGAUGCCGAACUGGAGUGUAGAAAAAGUCCCUACAUUCGAUUGGAAUACGGGCGUAGGUAGAGCAUGGAGGAGGCACGCCACGAUAGAGUAUAUUGGAACAAAUGAUGUCGGUAAUGUGUCUUCUCUUUUCUCAUUUUCAAUUCCUUUCAAAUUUAUUAAUAUUUACACUUUUUUUGUUGGAAUAUAAAGUAAAUAUUUGAUGGACAUACUAUUUUUAUUUAUUUGAUAUGUGAUUGUGGACGUCUGCACGACUGAUUUGUUUUUAUUCACACCUCCAUUUAAUCAACCAUUUUGUGCGAAGGAAUGCUACUCUAGAUUUCUCUACACUUGCACAUUUCUAACUUCUUCUUGAACCAUUCUUCUAGUCAUUUCUUUGUAUUCUAGAUAUUUUGUUUGCUAUUUAGUUAUUUUUUAUACAAUAAAAUCUUCUCUUUUAGCUUUAUAAAUCAAAUUUUAUAUAUUUCCUUCAACACAUUGUCCUUUUUAUAGCUGGUAUGUUAUGUUUCGUAAUUGGAUGGGUAUUAAUUAAUGUUGCAGAUAUUUGGGAUAUUAGACCAUUGUAUUACAUUUGAAAUGACGAUGUGAUAGUUUAGUUGCAUGUUUUAGGCUGUGAAUAAUUAAAUGAAAAUGAGUCCAAAUGAGUUUGUAUAUAGUACCUCAUAUAUGCAUUUUGUAAUAUAAAUGAUAACAAGAAAAAAGAAAAUAGACGUCUUUAAUAACCAUCUCAUACAUUGUGUUACAUUGUGACAAGCUGGAAAAUAAGGUAGAAGCAGAAAUUGUUUUUAUUUUUGGUUUUAUUUAUUUAUAUUAUUUGGUUGAUUGAUGCAGGUGCAGAAUUUUACCGGGGAGCACAGUAAACCAGAGCUUGAUUUAGUGAUGAUCUAUUUUAUUUACAUUUGGCUUCUUGUUUGUUCAUAUUUCUAUUGGUAUAAUGGUAUUGUUGUCGAACAAGUAAUUUUAUAGGUUUAUGAAUUUUAUUUAGAGACUUCAUUUUAAAUUA
Salvia miltiorrhiza (redroot sage) is the source of this 4632-nucleotide messenger RNA. RefSeq names its product putative late blight resistance protein homolog R1B-17. NCBI's taxonomy places the organism in Eukaryota, Viridiplantae, Streptophyta, Magnoliopsida, Lamiales, Lamiaceae. The transcript has 2 exons. Gene Ontology annotation, molecular function: ADP binding. The coding region runs from base 1116 to 3692 and encodes 858 amino acids. The record is from RefSeq and is a predicted model, not a curated record. Gene Ontology annotation, biological process: defense response to other organism.